GGUUCUCCUCGAAGCUGCGGGUGCCCGGAAAUGGCAACCGAAACCCUGCGACGAGAUCUCAUCCCCCUCGUGUCAUGUCACUCGUACCCAACUCCUCCCCGUCACCGCUCCACUCGGCCAGCCAGAUCCAGAUGGCUGGCACGACUCGCCGGCCGGGCAAGCCGCCCCCGCCAUCUCACGCCGCGAAGCGGCUAGCACUGCGUCUGACCACCCCCCUCGCGUCGCUGGCCCUCCUCCUAUGUGCCGCCGCUGGCGUCCUCCUCUACUCCAAAACCACCCCGGCGUCCCAAAUCGUCGGCACCUCAAAGGAAUCCAGUACGGCGUCGACGGCGCCCUCCUCCCCGACAGUGGAGUCCAUCGAGGGCGCGCGCUCCAUCUGGGAGCUCCCUGCGGGGCCGGCCAGAGGGGUCCUCUUCUUAGCCCACGGCUGCCGCUGCCGCCCGGAGAACUUCUGGCCGCCGUCCCAGCGCUGCCCCGGAUGCGUCGGGCUGCCGGAGGACGUCGCCAUCACGGCCCGCGCGCUACGGAGGCGGUUAGCGGUGCUGGCAGUGGCGAGCGCCGGGGACUGCUGGUCGCUGGGGAAGGAGGUGGGCGCCGCCAAGCGGGCGAUCCAGUCUUGGACCGCCAAGAACGGCCUCGGAGGCCUGCCAGUGGUCGCUCUCGGCGCGUCGUCAGGUGGGUACUUCGUCUCCCGGCUUGCGGCCAAGAUGAGCCUAGCCGCCGUCGUGAUGAUGAUCUCUGAGGGCGUGUUCGACCCGGCGGGAGCGCCCCCGGGCUACCCGCCGUCCAUGUUCCUUCACAUGCCCAAGGACUAUAAGACGGCCGCACUGGUGGGAAGGAAUGUGAAGAUGCUGAGGAGCAAUGGCGUUGAGGUGAGGGAGCUUCAGAGCCUGGAGCUUCCUCUGACGCCGACGCUGCUGUCCGAUAGGAUACCAGGGCUGGAUCAUGGGUUGUCUGAAAGGAUUUGGAAGAUUUUCAGUGAGGAAGGGUUCACUGAUGAUAGAGGGUACAUGAGGAAGGAUGGCCGGGCAACUCCAUGGAAGAAUGCAGUGGUGAAGAGGGGGUUCUGGGAGGAGGUAUCCCAGUGGGCUGAGCACAUCCAGGAGGAGCUGAAUCUUGCUUAUGGAUACCAUGAGAUGACAAGCUUGCAGAAUGAUGAGAUGUUGAAUUGGAUUGAGGAGCACCUGAAAUGAGGAAACUAUGGGGUUUAGCUCUGGGAAUUCAUCUAACAUGAAUCGACACUGAACUACAGAACAUACAGGCAUAAUGUUGAGUAACAAAUUGACUUGAUGCGAAUAUGUACAUUUCCUUCAGUUGGCUCUUGUGCAAAUGAAGGGGGGAGAAGAAGCAUAAACAAAGAUAGUUUAGUAAGUUUUGCUCUGAUCUUUAAUGUAGGCCAUGCCUUUAUGUACAUGAAUUUGUGCAUGAAUGUUUUUUUUUGCGUUCUUAAGAGCCAGCAUUGCAUGAA
Triticum aestivum (bread wheat) is the source of this 1468-nucleotide messenger RNA. RefSeq lists its product as uncharacterized. Bases 75 to 1193 code for a protein of 372 amino acids. The record is from RefSeq and is a predicted model, not a curated record. Lineage: Eukaryota; Viridiplantae; Streptophyta; Magnoliopsida; Poales; Poaceae. The transcript has 2 exons.